CGAAAGAAAGCACAUCUUGUUUCUCAACAGUCAUCAAUGCUUUGUCGGACCUCCUCCAUUUGCAUCCACACUUUUCACCAGCUCUUCUUCUCUUCUUCAAAUCGCUCUCCUUCUCUCCCCCUCUCUCUCUCUCUCUCUCUCUCUCUCUCUCUCUCUCUCUGUCUCUACAUAGUUAGAUACAUAGAUAUAUAAAAGGUUUUGAUAUUGAGGGUGUGAGAAUUAGGGGUUUGGCAAGAUGACGAUGAAUGAGCGGAAGACAAUUGACCUAGAGCAAGGAUGGGAAUUUAUGCAAAAGGGGAUAACUAAGCUGAAGAACAUCCUAGAAGGAUUGCCUGAGCCACAGUUCAGCUCUGAGGACUACAUGAUGCUCUAUACAACCAUUUACAACAUGUGUACUCAGAAACCACCUCAUGACUACUCCCAACAACUGUAUGACAAGUACCGUGAGUCUUUCGAAGAAUACAUUACUUCAACGGUAUUGCCAUCUUUAAGAGAGAAGCAUGAUGAGUUUAUGUUGAGAGAGCUUGUGAAAAGGUGGGCAAACCAUAAAGUUAUGGUAAGGUGGCUUUCUCGUUUCUUCCACUACCUCGACCGUUACUUUAUUGCUCGGAGGUCACUUCCACCCCUGAAUGAAGUUGGACUCACUUGCUUCCGUGAUCUGGUCUACCAGGAAUUAAAUGCUAAAGUGAGGGAUGCUGUAAUAUCUCUGAUUGACCAAGAGCGUGAAGGAGAGCAGAUUGACCGAGCUUUACUAAAGAAUGUUUUGGAUAUUUUUGUUGAGAUUGGGAUGGGGCAAAUGGAUUACUAUGAGAAUGACUUUGAAGUGGCCAUGCUUAAAGAUACAGGUUCUUAUUAUUCCCGUAAGGCAUCAAACUGGAUAUUAGAAGAUUCUUGUCCAGAUUAUAUGUUAAAAGCUGAGGAGUGUUUAAAACGAGAGAAAGAUAGGGUUUCACAUUACUUACACUCAAGUAGUGAGCCAAAGUUGCUUGAGAAAGUUCAAUACGAGCUGUUGUCUGUAUUUGCAAACCAACUGCUUGAAAAAGAGCACUCUGGGUGCCAUGCGCUGCUUAGGGAUGACAAGGUGGAAGAUUUAUCACGAAUGUUCAGGCUCUUUUCUAAAAUUCCUCGAGGCUUAGAUCCUGUUUCCAGCAUAUUUAAGCAGCACGUUACUGCCGAAGGUACAGCUUUGGUCAAACUAGCUGAAGAUGCAGCAAGCAAUAAGAAGGCAGAGAAAAGGGAUGUUGUUGGUUUACAAGAACAGGUUUUUGUAAGGAAGGUUAUUGAGCUGCAUGACAAAUACUUGGCAUAUGUGAAUGAUUGUUUCCAGAAUCACACCCUUUUCCACAAGGCGCUGAAAGAAGCUUUUGAAGUCUUCUGCAAUAAGGGAGUUGCUGGAAGUUCUAGUGCAGAACUAUUAGCCACCUUUUGUGAUAAUAUUCUUAAGAAAGGCGGGAGUGAGAAACUAAGUGAUGAAGCCAUUGAGGAAACACUUGAGAAGGUGGUAAAGCUGCUUGCUUAUAUUAGUGACAAGGACUUGUUCGCGGAAUUUUAUAGAAAAAAGCUUGCACGGCGUCUUCUAUUCGAUAAGAGUGCUAAUGAUGACCAUGAGAGAAGCAUUUUGACCAAGCUGAAGCAGCAAUGUGGUGGCCAGUUCACCUCAAAGAUGGAGGGGAUGGUAACGGAUUUGACAUUAGCACGGGAAAACCAAACCAGUUUUGAAGAGUAUCUAAGCAAUAAUCCGAAUGCAAAUCCGGGGAUUGACUUGACAGUUACUGUUUUAACUACCGGGUUCUGGCCAAGUUACAAGUCCUUUGAUUUGAAUCUUCCAGCAGAGAUGGUUAAGUGCGUUGAAGUUUUUAGGGAAUUCUAUCAAACAAAAACAAAGCACAGAAAACUUACAUGGAUUUACUCAUUGGGCACUUGUAACCUUAUUGGGAAAUUUGAACCCAAAACCAUGGAGCUGAUUGUGACAACCUAUCAGGCUUCUGCAUUGUUGCUUUUCAAUUCUUCUGAUAGAUUGAGUUAUUCGGAGAUCAUGACUCAAUUAAAUUUGACCGAUGAUGACGUUGUUAGAUUGCUUCAUUCUUUGUCAUGUGCAAAGUAUAAGAUUCUAAACAAAGAGCCAAAUACAAAAUCUAUAUCUCCUACUGAUUACUUUGAAUUUAACUCCAAGUUCACUGACAAGAUGAGGAGGAUCAAGAUUCCUCUUCCUCCUGUGGAUGAGAAGAAGAAAGUAAUUGAAGAUGUUGACAAGGAUAGGCGGUAUGCUAUUGAUGCCUCAAUUGUGCGCAUCAUGAAGAGCCGGAAAGUUUUAGGCCACCAGCAACUGGUUCUGGAAUGUGUUGAGCAGUUGGGUCGCAUGUUCAAGCCUGACUUCAAGGCAAUUAAGAAACGGAUUGAAGACCUGAUUACAAGAGACUAUCUGGAGAGGGACAAAGAUAAUCCUAAUUUGUUCAGAUACUUGGCUUAACAUGGCCUGGUCGGUCGGUUAUCCAUGAAUAAUGAAGUGGUGACUACAGAUGCUGCAAUUUGCACCAAAAGAAAGACUGCACACAGUUGAAGUAGCUCAAGAAAUUACAUAUAAAUGGCAUUAAUUGAGUGCCCCUUUCGGUGAUUUCAUAGAAGCAGGGGCUGAGGCUGAUUGUACAUUUUGCCUUCAGAGCCCAGGUAUGAACUACUUCUGUAGAUUGUGCACCCAUGUCGGAGAACUGUAAUUGAUUCCAUAAUGAGGUCCGAUGCCAGUACCGAUAGGACCAUUCUGUAUCUUGUCUUUUUAUUACUGCAAGUUCAUUGCAUCACUUGGUGCCUGUUUGUUAAUUAUUUCCUUGCUGCACCCAUUGGAAGAAGAGAAAGAUGUAAUUUGAUUUUACUUGCAUUAUGUUUUGAUUGCCAGUUUUAGAAACUAUCAAGAGAAUGAUUGGUUUUGAAUGUGGACAUCAUAGUUCCUGCAUUUUGUGUAUAUUCUUUUUCAAAUGGAACACUGGAUUCCUUUUCUUUAA
Molecule: messenger RNA, 2999 nt
Organism: Ricinus communis (castor bean)
Lineage: Eukaryota; Viridiplantae; Streptophyta; Magnoliopsida; Malpighiales; Euphorbiaceae
Product: cullin-1
Exons: 20
Coding region: 236-2470 (744 amino acids)
Biological process (GO): protein ubiquitination; ubiquitin-dependent protein catabolic process
Cellular component (GO): cullin-RING ubiquitin ligase complex
Molecular function (GO): ubiquitin protein ligase binding
Source: RefSeq, a predicted model, not a curated record